CCUGAGGACAUCGUGUCCCCUCCCGGCAGAGCUGCAGGAGCCAGGAGAGGCCGUGUAUGCAGGGCUGUGCUCGGACAGAGUGCUCGGACAGCCAUGGCCACGGCGGGCACCGCGCUGCUGCUGCUGAGCCUCGCCCUGCUGCCCGCGGAUGCUGCGCCCUGCGGAGCCCAGCGCCCCGACAGCUCCACGGCAUCCGAGUUCAUUUGGAAAUAUUUCACCUUGUCGCUGCAAAUGCCAGAGGGAGAACUAGCAGCACUAUCAGUUUUGCCACGGGGAGGGUGGAAAUCUCAGAGUUUCUGCUGUCACCACCCUGUCCCUCCCUCCCCACAGCUGCUGGGGACGUGGCUGUACCUGGCAGGGGCUGCCCAGUUCCCCCAGCACCAAGUGGAGAUGCUGCUCAUCGAUCACGCCUUCCUGCGCUUGGAGCCCGGUGCCAGCAGGCAGCAGCUGCUCAUCAGCCACUACGUGGCCGUGGGGGACCAAUGUUUUACCAACAACCUCACCUACCUGGAAGUCAGUGUCGGUAAUGCCACGCUGGUGAAGGACGCCAAGACCCAGCAAACUGAGGGGAUGCUGAUGAACAUGAGCUCUGAAAACCUUUUACUCAUCCAGUACCAAAUGCAGAAGGACAGGACGUAUUUGGGGCAGUAUCUCUAUGCCCGGAAUCUGAGCAUAAGCACAGCGGACCGGGAGGAAUUUGAGCACCACGUGGAGUGCCUGGGGCUGAGGGCAGAGCAGAUCGUGUAUGCACCUUGGAAAACGGAGAUGUGUCAAGUGAAAGCUGAAGGCAGCAGGAGCAGCCCACAGGCAGAGCCCGUGGCUGCAGUGACAGCAUCACCUGCCCCAGGUGCUCCCUGGCCUGGGAGCGCAGGGAACUGACCCCACACAGGGCAAUAAACGCUUUCUUCAAAUCA
Pseudopodoces humilis (Tibetan ground-tit) is the source of this 914-nucleotide messenger RNA. RefSeq names its product alpha-1-acid glycoprotein-like. The record is from RefSeq and is a predicted model, not a curated record. NCBI's taxonomy places the organism in Eukaryota, Metazoa, Chordata, Aves, Passeriformes, Paridae.